Molecule: messenger RNA, 219 nt
Organism: Medioppia subpectinata
Lineage: Eukaryota; Metazoa; Arthropoda; Arachnida; Sarcoptiformes; Oppiidae
Source: the annotation of a GenBank genome assembly
CAUCCCAACACUUGUUGAGACAAAGAGUGGACACAAAUGGACAACAAAUACAAUAUUUUGCACACAUUUGAGCAAAAACUGAAGGAAAGCAUCGAAAACAGCAAAACACAAGACAGUGUCAUCAAUGGUCUGAGGAAUGCGUUAAACGAAUCGCUGAACGAAAGACAACGGUUGGAGGCGUUGGCGGAGAAGGAGUCGGAAAAGUGUCACCAUUUGAAC